AUGUUUUGUGAGGCGUGUCACAAACGAUUUGGCAACAGCAAUGCCUAUGAAAAUCAUUUGACAUCCAAAAAACACAAGGAUGCGAUUGUGAAGGCGCCUGAAAGUCGUGGUGUAAAGGCGAGGACGAAGUCAGAAACGGAGAAGAUUCCAGAAAUUCCGGAUCAAGUUGCUGAGGAAGAGGGAGAUGAAGAUGAUAUGGAAGUUGAAGAAGUGGAUUCAGAUGAGUGGGAAGAAGAUGAGGAAGGGAUCCCGGUGGAGGAUUGUUUGUUCUGUUCUCACCACAGUCGCAAUAUUCAGGCCAACCUAUCCCACAUGAUGACGGCUCAUUCAUUCUUCAUCCCUGACGUUGAAUACCUGACCGAUGUCGUUCCUCUAUUGAAUUAUCUUGGAAGAAAAAUUGGAUUACGUUUCCAUUGCAUUUGGUGCUCCAAUGAGAAGCGAUUUACGUCGUUGGAUGCAGUGCAGAAACACAUGACGUCUUUAGGUCAUUGCAAAAUGAGACACGAUGGCGAUGGUUUGGCGGAGUAUAGUGAUUUCUACGAUUACACUUCGAGCUAUCCCGACAAAGAAGAUGCAGAACCGGAGGAGGAAAUUCGAUUGACCAGUUUGGACUCAACAGGGUUUGAGUUAGCGCUUCCGUCAGGUGGUGUUAUUGGUCACAGAUCCUUACUUCGAUAUUACAGGCAGAAGAUUCCGAAUCGAAAUCCAAUGGUGAAUUCGAGGAAAGUUUUGAAGGAUGUAAUAUCCAGUUACAUGUCUCGAGGAUGGACUGCAACGGAUCGAAAACUUGCCGCCCAGAAAGCGAGAGACAUCAAGUACAUGAGCAGGAUGCGGCAGAAGGAAUUCGCCGCCGUCGGCAUCAAAGGAAAUAAGUUGCAGCGUCAUUUCCGAGCUCAGACAAAUUUCUGA
This is a messenger RNA of Notodromas monacha, 909 nucleotides long. Lineage: Eukaryota; Metazoa; Arthropoda; Ostracoda; Podocopida; Cyprididae. The record is from the annotation of a GenBank genome assembly.